Musa acuminata AAA Group (dessert banana) is the source of this 870-nucleotide messenger RNA. Its product is annotated as transcription factor bHLH149-like. The record is from RefSeq and is a predicted model, not a curated record. Gene Ontology annotation, molecular function: protein dimerization activity. The transcript has a single exon. Lineage: Eukaryota; Viridiplantae; Streptophyta; Magnoliopsida; Zingiberales; Musaceae. Bases 105 to 578 code for a protein of 157 amino acids. Gene Ontology annotation, biological process: regulation of DNA-templated transcription.
AAGAAGUAAAUACUGCUUUAUUUGAAUAAAUCCAUCCCCAAACCUCAUCUCUUCCUUAACGAACUCCAUUUCUAUCCAUUUCUCCUCGCACCCGCCGUCGCACAAUGAUCACCGCCGCCUUGAUAUCGAAGCGAAACCCGCAAGGCUCGACAUCGGAGAACAAGUGGCGGACCGGCGCUCGAGAGCGAGCCUACCGCCGCCGGCUCCUCGAGGCCCUCUGCCGCGCCCGCGGAGGGAGCGCAUCCGGCCCCCGCGCAGUAAAGGAGGCAGCGGACUCCGCCCUCGCCCUCAUCGCCCGUGGCCGGUCCCGCUGGAGCCGCGCCAUUCUGUUCGGCCGCCGCGGCGGCAAUCUCCUCCUCAAGGCCCGCGGCAGUGUUUUGGUCCGCCGAGGGAGGCCACGGAUGGUAGCGGCGCCUCGGCCGGAGGGGAAGAGAGUGAGGGACAACCUGCGGACGCUCCGCUGGCUGGUGCCUGGGUGCCGGAAGGUGUCGACGUCAAGCCUCCUGAAGGAGUCGGCGGACUACGUGGCGGCGCUGGAGAUGCAGGUGAAGGCUAUGCUAGGGCUCUUCGGCGUCUAGCCUCCUGAAGGAGGCCGCAGACUACGUGGCGGCGCUGGAGAUGCAGGUGAAAGCUAAUCGCGCGAUCGUUGACGCCCGGGGCUGCGGUCGAGGGCGGCUACCCGGAGACGUUAUAUAUAUAUAUAUAUAUAUAUAUAUAUAUAUAUAUAUAUAUAUAUAUAUAUAUAUGGCUCUACAAAUUAGCCCAGUAAAAGAAGUAUAUAAAUUUGUAGAGCGCGUGGAUUAACAGUAAUGUCUUGAGAAGUGAUAAUGUCAAAUAAUAUAAAAUAUGGCAUACUGGUAUUUUGUGUUA